Molecule: messenger RNA, 1253 nt
Organism: Aptenodytes forsteri (emperor penguin)
Lineage: Eukaryota; Metazoa; Chordata; Aves; Sphenisciformes; Spheniscidae
Gene: HTATIP2
Product: HIV-1 Tat interactive protein 2
Exons: 6
Coding region: 1-945 (314 amino acids)
Biological process (GO): import into nucleus
Cellular component (GO): cytoplasm
Source: RefSeq, a predicted model, not a curated record
AUGCCGCCAGAAGAGCAGGCGCCCUGGUGCCUGCCGGCCCCACCGAGCCCUGCCAUGGAGGAGAAGCAGACCAUGAGCAGUGGGAGUGCCGCAUGGCCCCCAUGCAUCCUGAUCUCACCCUGCCCCAGAGUUUGUGCCUGCCACCUUGCCCCCCCCGCCAGCACUGCCGGGAAGAGUCCGGCUCUCCCGGCAGUAAACACCGGGCAGGCGGAAGACAGGCCGGCGGCAGCGCAGCCUCGCCCAGCCUGGGCCCGCCCCACCACCGCCCGAAGGGCCUGCUUCGUGCUGGGUGCCUCAGGGGAGACGGGCCAGGCGCUGCUGCGGGAGCUGCUGGCCCGGCAGCUCUUUGCCAGGGUGACACUGGUUGGGCGGCGCCGGCUGAGCCUGGGCGAGGAGACGGGGGCGGCCGUGGAGCAGGUGGUGGUGGACUUCGAGCGGCUGAGCGAGCACGCCGCCGCCUUCCAGGGACACGACGUCGGCUUCUGCUGCCUGGGCACCACCAGGGCCAAGGCUGGUGCGGCUGGCUUUGUCCGUGUGGACCGGGACUACGUCGUGCAGUCAGCAGAGCUGGCACGGGCAGGGGGCUGCAAACACUUUGUCCUGCAGUCCUCCCAGGGGGCAAACCAGCACAGCCUCUUCCUCUACCUCCGCGUGAAGGGAGAAGUGGAGAACCUGGUCCAGGCUGUCAGUUUUGAUCGCUGUACCAUUCUCCGGCCAGCGGUCCUGCUGUGCAAGCGCCAGGAGUCCCGCCCCGCAGAGUGGAUGGCCCAGCAGUUUCUGGGUGUUGUGGCUCGGGUCUUCCCCACUGCUUACUCGGUGCCUGUGGAAACGGUGGCCAGGGCUAUGGUGGCCAGUGUGCUGCAGCCAGGCGUGGGGAAGGUGGAGGUGCUGGAGAAUGGGGCCAUCCAUGAGCUGGGAAAGGCAGUGCCACAGCAGGGCACGUAGAGCAAAAGGGAUGGGCAGGAAAGAGCUUAAUUCACCAUUCAGAUGCUCUUCUGGGCCAAGGAUGAAUGCACGUGUGGGAGAGGAGCGGGGUGCUUGCAUGACUAAUGUGGAGAUAGAGGUGCACUUGUUUGCAUGGCAGCUGAUUAUGUCAAGUGAUCAAAAAUGCAGGUGUUGGCUGGUGGGUGAGGUGAAACAAUAUGCUCUGCUGUCUGGAUCCAGCACGCGAAUCCGGGUAAAAAUGGUGUAAUCCAGGCAAUUUCUUGAAUUUGGGCCUUAAAUAAAAUCCAAUGACUGGUCUGUUUGUGCUA